Molecule: messenger RNA, 1590 nt
Organism: Lithohypha guttulata
Lineage: Eukaryota; Fungi; Ascomycota; Eurotiomycetes; Chaetothyriales; Trichomeriaceae
Gene: MAK11
Product: Protein mak11
Exons: 1
Coding region: 1-1590 (529 amino acids)
Molecular function (GO): protein binding
Source: RefSeq, a predicted model, not a curated record
AUGUCGAAGAGGAAGAGGGAUCGUGAGGCUGAUAAAGCCCCAAACGUGGUCAACGAUGGUGCAUCCCAGCCACUAAAAGCGACUGCAAAAUUGCAAUCUCAAAAUCAAGGCGUAUCAUCAUCGUCAAUCAAGCCACAGCCGUCGAAGUCUUCUGCAAACAAUGCCAAUGGUGGUUUAAAGACAUCAAACGCGAGCAUACAACAACCAAAGAGUGCAGCUACGCCCAAGUCAACGAAGAUACCAAGAACCGAGAAUCACAUCGAUGUCAAGACCGAAUUACCUGUUGUUCAGAUCAUCACCGGUUCUUACGAACGGACAUUACACGGCAUCACCGCAAAGUUGUCCCUCAACGAUGGCAAGCUGAAGUCAAUAUACGCUGACUCGUUCCUGUUCAACGCUCAUCAAUCAGCGGUCAGAUGUCUGGCGUUGUCCCCGAUGCCCGAAGAGUCUGACCAAGGAGUAUAUCUUGCCACUGGAGGAUCUGACGAACGCGUCAACAUAUACUCAUUAUCGGCGGCACCUGUGCCAGACACUGAUCGCAAAGGUCGCAAAGUUCCGACAAUGCCAACUUUUGGGCCGAAUCAGAUUAGCGAGAACCCUCUGAAUCGAGAACUCGGGACACUAGUUCAGCAUUCUUCGAGUAUUACUGCUCUCCAUUUUCCGUCUCGAUCUAAAUUACUAUCCGCAAGUGAGGACAAUACUAUUUCAGUGACACGUGUGCGUGACCUAGAGGUGAUCUCCACAGUCAAAGCACCGAGACCAAAGGUCUCUGGCCAAGCUUCUGGUGACAGUGCGAGUGCUGGAACGGUCCCGUCAGGUGUGAAUGACUUCGCGAUACACCCUAGCAUGAAGCUGAUGGUCAGUGUUGGUCGUGGAGAGAAAUGCAUGCGCUUGUGGAACCUUGUCACUGGCAAGAAGGCUGGAGUCCUCAACUUUGAGCGUGAUAUUCUUCAGGCUGUCAAGGAGGGAAAGUACAGCCACGGUGAAGGCCGAAAGAUACGCUGGAAUCAUUCAGGUACCGAGUUUUCAGUUGCGUUCGAACGAGGUGUGGUUGUCUUUGGCCAAGAUUCAAAGCCUAGAUGUGUGCUCAUGCCAUCUACUUUGACCAAAGUCCACCAGCUUGUCUAUUUUAGGACUGGCAAAGAUCAUGAAUUUCUUGCGUGUUCAACCGAUGAUGGAAAGAUCCUCUUUUUCGAUACAGCGAAGGCGUCGACAGCCACCAAGGAUCUGCCACUACUGAACCCUAUUGCUUAUAUGGGUGGUGAGAAGCAUGCAAUCACGAAAAGAAUAAAGGACUUUCAGAUACUGGACCUGACCAAGCAUGGGUUUCCUGGUCGCUUAACCAUUGUGGGAUGCAGCAACGGCGAUAUAAGCCUGCUUUCUCUUAGAGAUGACGAGAUCCUCAAGCCGGAGACGGACGGCGGUUUCGUUGGCACUGCGUCGGCUGAUGUAUACUCGACAGGUAACAGAGUGACCUGCCUCGUUGCAUUUGCCAUGCUGCCAGCUCUUGAUAUCGAAGGAGGACUUUCGGAGGCGGAGAGUGGCCUUGGUAGCGAAAUAGACACCGAAGAUAGUAGCGAUAACGAGUAA